CCUGAGGGAAGUCAAAAGCCUCUGGUGCUUUUCAAACGUGCUCGCCUGUCCUUUGGCCGCUACGGGCCAUGAGCUCGGGAGUGCGGACAGAGCCACUGCCUGGGGACCCCCCGGUGUCGAUCCCGGGGGGCCCCUACUCUGUGAUAGUGCUGCUGCGGGGCUACUCGGUGCCGCAAGGGGCCGGGGGCGCGCAGAGGGCUGACGGCUCCGUGACGCUGGUCCUGCCCACGGCGUGGAAGCCAUGGGGCGCGCGUGGAGAAGAUCCCGCGGUGCCGGACACGCAGGCCGCCCUGGAGCAGGCGGGCUCGGGCCCCGUGCUAGUGGAUACAGGAGGGCCCUGGGCUCGAGACGCCCUGCUGGCCGCGCUGGCUGCGCACGGCGUGGCCCCAGACUCGGUGACCCUGGUGGUGGGCACCCACGGCCACUCGGACCACGUGGGCAGCCUGGGACUGUUCCCGCGCGCCGCGCUCCUCGUCUCCCACGACUUCUGCCUCCCGGGGGGCCUCUACCUGGCCCACGGGCUGAGUGAGACGCGUCCGCUGCGCCUGGGCCCGGGCCUCGAGGUGUGGGCGACGCCGGGCCACGCGGGCCGCGGUGACGUUAGUGUGGCGGUGGCCGGCACCGCCCUGGGCACAGUCGUAGUGGCGGGAGAUGUGUUCGAGCGCGAGCACGACGGCAACACAUGGUGGCAGCUCAGCGAAGACCCCGUGGCUCAGGAGCGCAGCAGGCAGCGGGUGCUGGCGGCUGCAGACGUGGUCGUGCCCGGGCACGGGGGACCCUUCAGGGUCCUUAAAGAGCCCGUAGCCGACUCGGUGUAUUGACCCGGGAGAGACUGUUACAAGCACAGGCCCAGGAUCGGGAGCUGGAAGAGAGCCGAGCGCCCGGACCAGCCAGAUGACCCAAAAGAACACUCUCCCUCCCGCCCCACGGGGGCCAUGCGAUCAGGACCGCUCUCAGUGCUGCUGACCCCCUCCUUGCUAAGCUCUGCUUUAGUGGAGGGAAAUCUACAUUUUCAUCUCUGAGUUAUGUUCCUCACUCCCGAACUGACUGAAAUACCUACCAGCCUGCUGGAUCAAACAAAAUAAAACAUGGAAAACUGUUAUCCAAAUAUAAUGCCUUAAGCAAAUGUCAGACCUUCAUGCUGACAGUCGUAAUAAAUGACUGGGAAAAUCUGAGCCUCUUUUGCACUUACCUGGAUUCGAGGUUGCAGCUGUGGGCGCCAGUAAGUGGGUAUGCCUUCCUCAAUAUCUGGGUGCUAGUUUUUCAAAUAAAGUUAUUAUCUUUUGUUUUUA
Molecule: messenger RNA, 1292 nt
Organism: Trichosurus vulpecula (common brushtail)
Lineage: Eukaryota; Metazoa; Chordata; Mammalia; Diprotodontia; Phalangeridae
Gene: MBLAC1
Product: metallo-beta-lactamase domain containing 1
Exons: 1
Coding region: 69-821 (250 amino acids)
Source: RefSeq, a predicted model, not a curated record